CCGGAUUCGUCAUCCAGAGGAUGGCGGACCUCUACGACGACCUGGACACGUCCGUGGAUGGUCGAAGCAGCGUGCACCUGAAGAAGGAGCUGCGAGUUGUGCAAGAACAAUACGACAAGCUCAAGAAGGAGGCGGCACUCCUCCAGCGCUUGAACAAAGAGCUGGCAGAACAGAACGCGAUCCUGGAGACCAACUUGUCGACUGUGUUCGCCACGGCCCAGACAGAGAUUUCGCGAAAAGAUAAAACAAUCCAAGAGCUGCGCGACGAGCUGCACGAAGCAAAUUCGCGUUGGCCGCACCAAGGACGCGACGCGUUCAGUCGACGAGAUCGUCCCUCCCCGGGUGCAUCCCAUCGUGACCGCCACUAAACUCGUCCUCCCUCUUCUUCGCGACACAUUGGCGUCCGCGGCCCUGGAUGCACAAACGUAAUAGAGUCCUAGAUGCAUGCAGAA
Molecule: messenger RNA, 452 nt
Organism: Aphanomyces invadans
Lineage: Eukaryota; Oomycota; Saprolegniomycetes; Saprolegniales; Verrucalvaceae
Exons: 1
Coding region: 21-368 (115 amino acids)
Source: RefSeq, a predicted model, not a curated record